AAAAAGAUUGUGAGAACUGAGACUGUAAGACAACUGAAAAAGAAAAAUGACUGUCCAGUUGUGCACAUGUCUUGGAUUGUUAUUCAGCUUUCUUAAUUUUAAUGCAGGUGCUGAUGUCAGCAGGACAAUUGGACAGAAUGUGAAUUUUCCGUGCAAUAAUAUGGUCCAACAAACAAACUGCAAUAAAACUACCUGGCUUUCUAAUGAUAAUCCUGCCAUUGAACUGGUCACCCAUGGUAAGAUCAAGCCUCACAGCUCAGAGAGGGCAAAGAGAGUGAGUUUGAUGUCUGACUGCUCUCUACACAUCAGUGGCAUCACAGCUGAAGAUGAAGGGUGCUACGCCUGCCAACAGUAUUCACAUGUGGGUGGAAAAAAACUUACAGAGGAUGCCAGAAUUUGCCUGUUAAUUAAUAAAGAUGAUUCUUCCAUGAACAACAAUGAUGAUUCUUCCAUUAACAACAAUGGCAAAUUGUUGGUGAUAGUAAUCCCCUCAAUGCUAAUGGUCAUUGUUUUGUCAGUGGUCGCAAUCAUUGUUUGUCUUAAACAUCACAGGAGAGCAAAAAAGAGAAUAUCAGUUGUAAACCGAAACAACAUUUGUCAUGAACACAAUGAUGGUGAAGAUUUGGUGACCUACAUUGAGCUGAACCACAAUGCAGUGAAACCAAAGAAAGUGGACAUAGAAUACCAAAAAACUGAAUAUGCUGUUGUAAAACUUUCAAAAUUUCCAUAAACAACAGUUCACUGAACAGCUCACAAAACAUUUCAUGCUAAAUAAACAAAUAGUUGCAACAUAAUAUAUAUAUAUAUAUAUAUAUAUAUAUAUGGUAGCAAAUUACGCCCAAGUAUAUUACAAUGUCAAUGUGGUCACUGCACUAAUUCACAAGUCAUAAGUUUUAUUCCAUUUCUCAAAUAUUCUAGUUAAGUCAAGCCAUGUCAGCUGUUAUUUUCAUCCAAUCAUGUGUACAUGGGGAACAAAAUUGUCCUUUUACAGGUUCUGAUGGAAUUGUACAUACGAUAAACCAAUUAUGGUCUUGAGACAAUAAAACAAUAUACACAGGACAUUGUGUGACGUACAGCACAGCAGUUUACGCAGUAUAUAUAGUACACAUAACAGAAAUGUUGGACAGUCUCAGCUUGAAUAUUUAAAAGUACCUAAAAAAACACAGCAAGACUUUUUUGCCUUGUGUUUUUAUGCUUUACAAGAGCUGUUUUUGUUUUCACUUGCAGACAAAAACAUAAUUUCAAAAUUAUGAAAUUUUACAAGAACAAACACAUCUGUGUGUUUGUUACUGAGUUCUAUUCAUCUUUAAGUAUUGAAGGAUUUUGAUUAUUUAUGUGUAUAAUGAAAAAUUGACCCCAGACAGAAAAUAAUUGUUUUCAUUGUGUAUGCAUUGAAGACACUGGACCACUUUUCAUAUGAACAUCUUAAUAAUAAUAAAACUAAGUACUUGAUUAAAAUUGUGUGUUAUGUAAAAGAUAUAAAAUGAAUUUGAAACACUGGAUAAUUUUAAUUAACCAUUUUCCUUUUUCCAGCAUGUAAUAUCUUAAAAUAGCUCACUACUUUUUUUUUGCCCAUUUUUGUAAAGAUUUUCUCAAAGUCUAUUGUUCCCCAAUACAUAUAUUUCACAAUCACUUCAGAAAAAGGAAUUAGUCAUGAGAAUAUAAACUGGUAACUCUUGUAGUCACAUUAAUGGGAAAUAAGAUACUCAGAAAACGAAACAAAGAAAAAGGUCAGAUCAUCAUAGCAAACUUAAGUUUUUCCCCCCGCUAUAUUGUUG
This is a messenger RNA of Myxocyprinus asiaticus (Chinese sucker), 1778 nucleotides long. RefSeq lists its product as uncharacterized. Gene Ontology annotation, biological process: positive regulation of ERK1 and ERK2 cascade; T cell activation; interleukin-15-mediated signaling pathway. The record is from RefSeq and is a predicted model, not a curated record. Gene Ontology annotation, cellular component: external side of plasma membrane; membrane raft. The transcript is spliced from 7 exons. NCBI's taxonomy places the organism in Eukaryota, Metazoa, Chordata, Actinopteri, Cypriniformes, Catostomidae. The coding region runs from base 47 to 730 and encodes 227 amino acids. Gene Ontology annotation, molecular function: MHC class II protein binding; protein tyrosine kinase binding.